AUUGAUGAUAAAGGUAAUAUCAUAAAACAAUUUGCGAUUGCUAAUAGAGUAAAAUUAAAUCCAAAACCAAAGCUUUAUCCUGAUCAUAUAUAUACUAGCAAAAUCAUAAAUACUAAAGAAAUCAUAACAACAUCUCAAG
Scutellospora calospora is the source of this 139-nucleotide messenger RNA. The record is from the annotation of a GenBank genome assembly. NCBI's taxonomy places the organism in Eukaryota, Fungi, Glomeromycota, Glomeromycetes, Diversisporales, Gigasporaceae.